ACCCCGUGAUAUAAAUAUGUAUUUAGCCAAAAUUCAUUUUUUUGUUAAAGUUAUUGAAGGUUGAAAUUUAGAGCACGAGGAGCAACAGUGAAAACAAAAGCUAUGAUCCUUUUAUUAGUUGCUGGUGUCCGUAAGUGUGGUGUCUACGUGCGCGUUCGUCUCAGUUGUUGACAGUGAUUUUAUUCUCAGGUGUGGUGAGUUGGGCUAGGGUGCGCCAGUUUUUCUCAAAUAGAAUAUGGUGAGGGGGUGGUAAGGGGAGCUCAUUUAAACACAGUAAUAUAUGUUCAAUACAUGAGUAUUAAGUGUAAGCAAAGUCAGUGUUAUGGUUUGCACUUAUACAUUUUUUGUGUUCAUUUUAGAUAUUUUUUUCAUUUUGGUAGCCAACAAUACACUCUGCGAGUGGCUUUAUAUAGUGCAAAAAUUAGAUUCAUGUUAUCCUAAGGUAAAUAUUUUUCCUUGAGAGUUAACCACUUUUAUUUGAUUCUUGAAACAUGAAACAUUUUUAUAUAAGAAAACUUAUAUAAACUUGUUUUAGUGAAAAAUGUAAAUACACACAUAACAAACCAAAGAAUUAUGAACAAUUAUGUAAUUUUUAAACAAGUUAUUUACAAAUUUUAUGUUUUAUAUGACAUAACGUUUUUUGUAUAAAAAAAUUCUCAGUAUUUUGUAGAACACCCCCUCCCCCUAAUAACCUCGACUAUUCGUUUAGGUAUGGAUUCAAACAAGCGUUGAAGAUAAUCUUUAUUAAUUUCUUCAUUGCACACAGCUUCAAUAAUUUUCUCCAUUUCUUUUAGAAACAGACUCAAUUCCAUAAAAAUCUUUUUGUUUUGUAUCCUGGGAGUGCUUGUAAUGAAUUAUUGAAAAAUCUGUGUCAAUAUUUUUAUGCUUUAGAUACAGUUUGGCUCUAUGGCAAGGAGCUGAAACAUCCUGAAAAUAAACUUUUUGAGUGUAUUCGAACAGCUGUUCAAUAGUUGUCAAAACUCCUUUCAAAAUUCCCAUGGAUUUUUCGGCAUUCUCAGAUCCUUUGGAAUAAUAAGCUGCCAACACCAAACUUGGUUAUAGCCCCCCACACCGUUAAAUAGGGCGAAUGCUUUACGGUGGCCCAAACAAACGCUCCCCUUUCCUACGACGCGCUGUGGCAUUUCCCUCGGGUUCCAACAAAUUAAAUUUGGAUUCAUCGGAAAAAAUAACAUUUCCCCAAUCUGAUGUAGUCCAAUUUUUGUGUGAUUUUGCCCACCUAGUCUCUGUUUCUUCAAUCGGAUAAUGAGAAGUAGCUUUUUGGUUGGACGUCGCCCUCGUAAUCAUAGAUUAUGUAGGACAUUUUGCAUAGAACGUGUAGCUAUUUUUACACCAAUAGUUUCGUAAAAUAUUGCAUUGAAUGUUCCUCCAUGUUGAAAGCGAUCACUAACGCACAUCCGUUUAAUUUGUCGUUCGUGACGAGGUUUUACUUUUUUCGGAAUGCACUGCCCUUUUUUCGAGUUAAUGAAUUAAAAUUCGGUAUAAUUUUUAUAUAAAGCUACGAUUUCUGCUUUCAUUUUUGUUGACAACAAAAAAAAAAACAGCAAAUACUGAAAUAAACACGUGCGGAGAUUAACGGUUUUACAAAUAACGGUGAACUAAUGUAAUCACAUAACAAAAAAACCAAAUAAGACAAAUAGUGAAUUUUGAGCAAAUUCAGUGUAUAAACAGUCAUAUAAUCCUACUUAUUAUUUUCCUUCAACGAGCAGUUCUUGCGCUAACUUGCUACCGACAUCUUCAAAUAACUCCACUUUAAUCAGCAAUCCAUCUUAUACUGUCGGGAAAGAUACGAAAUUGCUAUCAACUAUUCGAACCAUUCCGAACGUAAGUUCAAAAUUCGUAGAGUGGCAGUUAAAGGAUUCAUAUGUAUUUUGUUCGUACUUAAAUUCAAUUUGAAUGUAAACGAUUUCUGUUUUAUUUAUCAGAAUUCAAAUUUCUUGUUCUACGCAGGUUAUUUCGAUAUGUCAAAAUUAAGUCUGAUAAUAGAAGUUUCGAAUUCGCAUGGAUUCAGUGAAAGCAAAUUAGGCGUAUUCGUAGCUGCGAGGUAUGACAAUUAAGUAAUGAGACUGAUUCCAUAAAACCAUAUAAUUAAAAAUUAUUCUACAACUCUGCCAUCCUCUUCAAAGUAGUCUCCUUGGGCAGCUAUACAGUGAUUCCAGCGCGUUUUCCAUGCUUCGUAACAUUUCUGGAACGCUUCGACUGGGAUGUCCGCGAGUACCCUCGUCACGGCCCUCUGGAUGUCCGUAAUCGACUCAAAAUGACAUGUCGGGCGAAUAAGGCGGCUGUUGCAACACGGCGAUCCUUUAGAGGCCAAAUACUGGGACACGCUGAGGGCGGUGUGGCACGGCGCGCUGUCGUGAUGAAGGAUCCAAUUACGAGCGAUAUCUGGACGCACCCUGUUGACUCGUUUUCACAAAAGAUUGUACUUGGCAAUAGUAGACUUGAUUCACAGUUUUUCCCGGUGGAACGAAUUCUUUGUGGACGAUUCCACGGCUAUCAAAAAAGGCAAUAAUCAUCGUUUUCACCUUCGACUUGCUCAUGCGAUCUUUUUUCGGGCGGGGGGCGCGCGGAGACAACCAUUGUGAGCUUGCGAAACACCUGGGCACGACUAAGAGCGCUAUCACCAUACACUCUUACAAUUUUAGCGUACGUUUCCGAAGCUGUUUCGCCCAAUCUGGCGCAAAAUUUUAUCGCGACGCGUUGCUCUUGAUUUCGUUUUUUUCAUUUUCGUGACGAGCACUACAAACACACGUCUACUCAACUUGGGACAUUUUUUGCAAAGGACAUUUUCUUAAAUAUGUACAAAGUUUUAAAUUAAGUAGUUUUCAAAUGACAGUGGACACGGAAUUUGAAAAAGUAGUUUUGAGAAAAAUGCGUGUAUGUACAAAAGGUCCGAAUAAAAUUAGUCAAACCAUAUUUAAGAAAUAAAUUCGCAAAAAAGUAAAAUUUUUUUACCAUGAAAAGCUUAGCCUUCCCUUAACGAAGCACAAACGCAAAAGAAACUAAGUUGCUAAAAAACGUGCACAGAGCACUUGUUUAUAGGUAUAUCUAUAUAUAUAAAAUUAAGUGGCAAAACUUCCUGUUCGCAUACUCCUCCUAGACGGCUUGCCCGAUUUCAAUGAAAUUUUCAGGGGUGAUUGGGGUCUGUUUGGAGGGUGCACAUAAGAAAUUUAAUGUGUGUAUCAUUGCGCGUUUAGCAAAAAAAAAAUAAAAUAAAAUGAUACAUCCCGCCUAUACAAAUUCUCAUGAAAUAAUGUUUUGCCGCAAGAUUGGUAGUCCUGUCAAAUGCCUUUUAAUUCCUUUCUAAUAAACAGAAACAACUGGCGGAUGUUUACAACUAAUAAAAAACAAUGACAUCGCAUGUUGAGCGUAUUUGCCUUUUUGUUCUUUCUUUUGACAUAUUCUAAAAUUAUGUGUAUUUUUCUCUGAUUUCAACGUGAUUAACAUUCUGCGUACAACACAAAGCAAGUGAGUAUUGUUGUUGUUUCGUAUGUGAACCAUGCGGUUCGAUUGUCGCUUGAAAAUGCGCGGUGUGUGUAAAAAAAAAAGUGUUUCAACAUUGUGUGUUUUUUCCAGAUUUAAUUCCAUCGAUUUGCUACAUUUAUUCGAACCGAUUUUGUGUGCAACACACACAAAGCAAGUGAGUAUUGUUAUUGUUUCGUUAGUGCUUCCAUGCGGUUUGCACACUGUUGGUGGGUCUUAUUGCAUAUGCGAGUGUAGUUUAAGAUGUAGUUUUAGGUUAAUUUUUACAUUUUUAUUUAUGUACUUCAAAUAUGCAUACUCUAGAAAAUGCCUCGACUGCGCCAACGUAAUACGGUUGGCAGGCAUACGAGUGAUUCACGUCGAAUGUCAAUAUUAAGAAGAAAUCACAGCGAAGAGCAACGCGCUCAAGUGAUUGCCCGAGGUAGAGCGGUGUACACAGAUUAGAGCUGAAUUCGCCGACAAUCAACGGCCAAAUUACCGUCAAGGCCGAGUUCCGGUCCGCCUUCGCGAUCAAAUGGAACAUGUUGGCUUUCACCACGAUCCUGACUGCGACUACAGCCUGCAUGGUGCCAUCGGAGCAUUGGAUAUUAUUUGUACGCAUUGCAAUGCAGCGAAAUUUCGAGGAGAAACAGCUGGCAUGUGCUGCUUCAGUGGCAAAGUGAAACUGCCUGCAUUGGAACCGCCACCAGAACCAUUACAUUCCUUGCUCACUGGAGAAUCGCCGACGUCUAAGCAUUUCUUGCAGAACAUACAAGCGUACAAUUCAUGCUUUCAAAUGACUUCUUUUGGUGCCACAAAGAUCAUUAGAGAUCCAUUUAUGCCGACGUUCAAGGUGAUUACUUUGCAUGGAAUUUCCAGUGAGACAUUUGACAUUUUUAUUCUGCAGAUUCAGGGACAAAUAUACCAUCGAGCAGGCUCGCUCAUACCAUUUGUCGAUGCCGACUAUCAAUUUUUGCAAAUAUAUUUCAUCGGUAAUGAAACUGACCAACUAAAUCAACAAUGUAAAAUUGCGACCGGCACAAGGCGAGAAAUCGUACUAAAUUUGCAAAGAUUUCUCAAUGAGCACAAUGAAUUGAUUCGAUUGUUCAAAAUCGCAUUGGACCGCAUGCCGUCUGAUAACCAUCGAAUCGUCUUCAGAGCAGACAAAAUGCCGAUGGGGCAGCAUGCCAGACGAUUCAACGCACCAACAAUCGAUGAGGUGGCAAUCGUCAUUGUUGGCGAACAGUUUGAAUCGCGAGAUAUUGUACUGCACCGUAGAAACGAACAACUUCAGCGUGUUUCCGAGCUACACCGUAGUUAUGAUGCAUUACAAUAUACGAUAUUAUUGUGGAGAGGUGAUGACGGCUAUCACAUCAAUAUGCGAUUGAUAAAUCCAACUACUGGCCAAGAAACACCGAACAAACUCAGUGCGAUGAACUUCUAUUCGUACAGAAUAAUGAUUCGUCCGCAAGAAGAUAACUACAUCCUGAAAUGUCGCAAGCUUUUCCAUCAGUAUUUGGUUGACAUGUAUGCGAAGAUCGAGACCGAACGUGUCAACUUUAUUCGAUUCAACCAAGCGAAAUUGCGUUCUGAAGAGUACAUCCAUUUGAGAGACGCCGUAAUGAAUGAUGCAAAUGUGAAUAGCAUUGGACGUCUGACAAUAUUGCCAGCCACAUACAUCGGCAGUCCGCGCCAUAUGCACGAGUAUGCGCAAGAUGCGAUGUCGUAUGUGCGCCAUUACGGCAGACCGGUUCUGUUCAUAACGUUCACGUGCAAUCCCAAGUGGAAUGACAUCAAAUGUCAUUUGUUCCCCGGUCAAUCAACAACUGAUCGUCACGACUUGACAGCACGUGUAUUCAGGGAAAAGCAAAAAGCAAUGAUGGAUUUAAUUGUGAAACUUUGUGUUUUUGGAGAAGUUCGAUGCUGGAUGUACUCGAUCGAAUGGCAGAAAAGAGGAUUACCGCAUGCACACAUCUUGAUUUGGUUAGUUCGCAAAAUACGACCAGAUCAAAUUGACAAAGCCAUCUCAGCGGAAAUUCCAGAUGAAGCAAUCGACCCACAAUUGUUCGACGUUGUAACAAAAAACAUGAUUCACGGCCCUUGAGGCGCUAUUAAUCCAACGUCACCAUGCAUGAUUGACAAUAAGUGUUCAAAGCGCUAUCCUAGAGCUUUAGUUGAUGAUACAAUCACUGGAAAUGACGGAUAUCCAUUAUAUCGGCGUCGAUCCGCUGAAGAUGGUGGUAAUUCAACGGUCAUAAAAGUUCGGGAUCAAGACGUUGAUGUUGAUAAUCGUUGGGUCGUGCCGUAUUCACCAUAGUUGUCAAAAAUUUUCGAAGCGCACAUCAAUGUAGAAUAUUGCAACUCUGUCAAAUCGAUUAAAUACAUCUGCAAAUACGUAAAUAAGGGCAGUGAUAUGGCAGUUUUCGGAGUGGCUGAUUAUCAGGCAAUCGAUGAAAUUCAGCAAUACCAAAUGGGCCGUUAUAUAAGCAGCAACGAAGCGGUAUGGCGCAUUUUAUCGUUUCCAAUACACGACUGGCAUCCCGUUGUUCUUCAUUUGACAGUUCAUCUCGAAAAUGGUCAACGCGUUUAUUUCACUGCAGACAAUAUACAACAGAGCGCAGCACGACCACCGCGGACAACACUUACUACCUUUUUCGAGUUGUGUGAAACCGAUGAAUUUGCAAGAAUAUUGCUAUAUUCCGAAAUACCACAAUAUUUCACUUGGAAUCCAUCAUCGAAAACAUUUCAACGACGAAAGCAAGGGGAGCGUGUUGACGGUUAUCCAAAUGUCCGUAAAACCGAUGCAUAGGACGCAUUUACACCAUCCAUCCGAACAACGCCGAAUGUUUCUAUUUGCGUCUGCUAUUAGUCAACGUGCGCGGACUAAGAUCAUUUGAUGAUUUAAAAACUGUUGACGGUUGACUAUUGGCACCAAAAAGUGUACACGUCAACGAAAUCAAUUUUGCCAUUCAAGAAAAACUGCCAGGAGAAGCUACAACAUAUAUAUCGAUUGAUAGCGUUUUGAAUCAAGAUGAAGUAGUCAAUUAUCCAACUGAGUUCUUGAAUUCUUUGGAUCCCCCCGGUCUGCCACCGCAUCGUUUGGUCCUGAAAGUCGGUUCACCCAUUAUACUUCUACGAAAUCUGAAUCCACCGACUUUGUGUAAUGCACAAGGCUUUCAGUCAAAAAAUUGUGGCCAAAUUUGAUUGAAGCAACAAUACUAAAUGGCAAGGCAGCAGGUGAUGUCGUACUCUUACCACGCAUUCCCAUGAUUCCAACGGAAAUGCCGUUUGAAUUUAAGCGCUUGCAGUUCCCAGUACGUCUUGCCUUUGCGAUGACCAUCAACAAAUCGCAAGGGCAAACGUUUCAAGUGUGCGGCGUCAAUUUGAAAGAACCGUGCUUCUCCAACGGCCAAUUGUUCGUCGCAUGCUCGAGAGUGGGAACACCAAGGUGCUUAUUCAUUUACGCGCCAGGUGGAAAAACCAAAAAUGUUGUAUACCAAUAUGUUUUAUAAAUAAGUAACAGUUUUACAACAAUAAAUAGAACACAGAGUAAAAACCCUUAAGAGUUUUAAUCGAUUUAGGUGUAGCGAGGCACACAGGGUAACAGCUAGUAUACCUAUAUAUAUAUUACAUAUACAUAGGUUACAAUCGCGCUUUAAAUUCAAACCGAACACUACCGCUACUGUAAUUCAAUAUUAACUAAUAAUGCAUUUUUAUAUUAUUAAAUCAUCAUAUUUGCAAUUACCAUAUAAACACUUUCUCUUUACUUAAGCGUCUUAUGUCACUUAGAAUGGCUUUAUGCAUUUGUUUAUAUGUUUUCUUCUUGAAAAUAUGAAAAAAUAACAAUAAUGUAAUGUGUUUACAUACACACGUCGGCAUAAGUAUUUUGAUAUGGCAAAGUGUUUCUUUGUUUAUUCAUUACUUUGGAAAAUAAAUUUAUAAUAGCAGUUUAUAUAAUACUUAUGUAAUAAGAUAAUAAUUUGGAAUUAUACAUAUUUAUUUAGUUUUGUUUUCAAUUAUAACCAAGUAUAUGACAAUUCAAUGAGCGGCACACGUUUUUUUUACAUAGCGUUUUUAACGUUUAAAUAAAAGUUAUCUUUAUUUAUAACUUUCUAAACUUUAAAUUAACAAAAACUAAAACCACUAUUUGCCUUUAUAAUCAUUUGGAGCCGAAUUUACCAAAUUUUGGAGGUAAUCAGUUGAAAUAUCCUUUCAGGCUUUUAUCACUUCAGUUAAGAUUUCAACUUUUAUUCUCGACAAAUCAGCGGUUUCUUUUACAUACGAGCAUUUAUUUUCUCUUAUACUUAAAUCUGGAAUUUGGGGUGGCCAAGUUGAAACGCUUAACUCCAACAUCUGACAAAAUCUUUUUAAAUAAUUUGCUCUUAUGACACGGAACGUGGGAGAAGGAAAGCUUUUUGCGAAAUGCCAACCUUUUAAUUUUAUUUCUAGGGAUAAUGAAAGGGAUUGUUCUUACUAUACAUAUACAUAUGUAUUAAAGAUAUUUUCUUUCAACCGCCUGCGAAUUGUUCUUUCACUAAUGGAAACAUUUUUAUUCUUAUUCCAAAGCAACCAUUUUUGGCGUUUUGAGGGGAUCCUUUUUGAUUUGUCGCAAAAUCAAACGAUCCUCAUUUUCUGUUGUCUUACGUUUCGUGUGAUAUGUUAUAUUCUUCAGCGAUAUUUAUAACGGAAUUACCCAAGUCGAUGUCAAUACUUAUGCCGCUGCAAAUUUCUCUGUCUCCUAACAUUCUCUUCAGCAGAAACUUAGCACAAAAAGGAAUAAUUAAAAAAAAAUGCACGUGUGUAACUGUAAAUGCGCCCAAACCCAAUCAAACGAUUUCUUUCUUUCAACUUUGUAUUAACCAAUGUGCCAAAGCAACCCAAAUUAUGCAAUUAUUUCAAAAAUUCAGAACACUCAAGUAUAUAAUGACUUAAUUUGAUUUAAUUAUAUAUAUUUUUAA
Messenger RNA from Bactrocera dorsalis (oriental fruit fly), 8438 nucleotides. RefSeq lists its product as uncharacterized. The record is from RefSeq and is a predicted model, not a curated record. Bases 4016 to 5584 code for a protein of 522 amino acids. NCBI's taxonomy places the organism in Eukaryota, Metazoa, Arthropoda, Insecta, Diptera, Tephritidae. The transcript is spliced from 2 exons.